UGGCAUGAAUCUUUCCUGCCGUCGGUCGACGUCAAGGUGUCUGGCGUCGAACGACGACUGCUGCACUCCUACAGCGACGUCUUCAGCGGGUUCGCCGCUACGCUGACGGAGGAAGAGCUGCAAGAGAUGGGGAAGAAGAAUGGUUUCGUGCGCGCGUUCCCCGACCGAGUGCUACAUGUAAUGACCACCCACACGCCGGAUUUCCUCGGGCUCAAGGUCGCGAGGAAGGGGCUGUGGAACGAUUCAAAACUCGGGAGCGGAGUCAUCAUCGGAGUUCUUGACACCGGCGUGACGCCCGGCCACCCUUCCUACGACGACGAGGGGAUCCCGCCUCCACCCUCAAAGUGGAAGGGCUCAUGCGAUCUCGAGACCGGUUGCAACAACAAGCUCAUCGGAGCCAAGUCGAUGAUCGCCGGUGGGGGUGGGAGUCCUCCCGUCGACGAGGGUGGCCAUGGGACCCACACUUCUGCCACCGCUGCUGGUAACUUCGUCCGCAACGCAAGCUACUUCGGCUUUGCCAAAGGCACGGCAGCCGGGAUGGCCCCUCGGGCUCACCUCGCCAUCUACCAGGUCUGCGGUGGUGACGGCAGCUGCAGUUCAGCCGAUAUCCUCGCCGGGUUGGACGCAGCUGUCAAGGACGGUGUCGACAUCCUCUCUAUCUCACUCGGCGGCCCUUCGAAGCCUCUCGACCAAGAUCUUGUCGCCAUCGGUUCGUUCGCGGCGGCUAGGAAGGGCAUCUUCGUUAGCUGCGCUGGCGGCAACGAUGGACCUAAAUACUACACCCUCUCCAACGAGGCGCCUUGGAUCCUCACCGUGGCGGCUAGCAGCGUCGACCGAAGUUUUAGGGCCUCCGUUAAGCUUCCCAAUGGGAAGGUAAUCCCCGGAGAGUCUCUCGACCAACCUAGCAACUUCCCUGAAAGCUCUCUUCCCCUGUACUACUCCACCAAGUCGCCGACUUGCGACAUGGAUCCUCCCGAUGAUGGCCACAGGGGUAGCAUCUGGGUAUGUGAGGUCGAACGCGGCUUUCUUGUAGAUGUGGUGGCAUUCGCCCAGUCCCACGGCGCUAGGGCGUUGAUCUCCAUUUCCUCGAAGACAGAGGGUGCCACCAUCUCAAUUAGGAAGAUGGGCUUUCCUUUAGUAGUGCUCACCACCCAAGAAGGCUCUCGCCUCAUAUCAUACUUGAACUCUUCUUCUGACCCCUCCGCGUCAAUCGUCUUCAACGGGACGGUUCUCGGUGUAUCCCCCGCCCCCCUCAUGGCAUUCUUCUCCUCCCGGGGACCAUCUAUGGCAACGCCAGGAAUCCUCAAGCCAGACAUCUCUGGUCCUGGCCUUAACAUCUUCGCCGCAUAUAUUCCAUCCAGUGACACUCCGGAGUAUUUGAUCGAAUCUGGCACAUCCAUGGCUACACCUCACCUCAGCGGUGUCGCUGCGCUAUUAAAGGCCACACAUCCUAAUUGGUCGCCAGCAGCUAUCAAGUCAGCGAUCAUGACCACGGCAGACACCGACAUCUCUGACGAGUUACUUGAGCCGGCGCUCUAUUACACCAAGGGCGCAGGACACAUCAACCCUAACAAAGCUGUCAAUCCCGGUCUUAUUUACGACAUCACCAACCAUGACUACGUCUCCUACAUCUGCGGCAAAUUUGGCGAAGAAGGUGCAAGAAAUAUAGCACGCGGAGUUGUGGAUUGCUCAAAGAGCAUGCCAGAAGAGGAGCUCAACUACCCGUCGAUUUUACUAGCCCCCAAAGGUAGCGCGGCGGCCAAAGUAACCCGGACGGUCACAAAUGUUGGGCCGGCGAGAUCGAGCUACACAGUGUCGAUGACCAUAUCGGAGACUUCCGUGUUAGCUAUUAUCACCCCCAAGACGCUGACAUUUACAGAGUUGAACGAAAAGAAGUCGUUCACCGUGAGCGCGGAAUGGAGCGCCGGUGGACCUCCCACUUCCGGUAAUCUAUUCGUGGAGGGAAAGUUGACUUGGACCUCUGAUGAUGGUAUGUAUGUGGUGACCAGCCCAUUUGUCGUCUCCGCCCUGGAGUACUCGUACUGA
Zingiber officinale is the source of this 2046-nucleotide messenger RNA. Its product is annotated as subtilisin-like protease 4. Gene Ontology annotation, biological process: proteolysis. Bases 127 to 2046 code for a protein of 639 amino acids. Gene Ontology annotation, molecular function: serine-type endopeptidase activity. The record is from RefSeq and is a predicted model, not a curated record. The transcript has a single exon. Lineage: Eukaryota; Viridiplantae; Streptophyta; Magnoliopsida; Zingiberales; Zingiberaceae.